AUCAGCAGAGACUGCAGCACAUCCUCAGCUGCUGCUGGCCCACCUGACAGCACCGCCUCCCGGGUCCCAUCGCAACACACCGCGUCGUGGAGGGGAAUGGGGGGUCACCUGGCCCGCUAUCUGACUGCCUAGGUUCCUCUAGAAGCGGGGAAAGCGGUGCAGAGACAUGGUGUCGUGGAUGAUCUCGAGGAUAGUCGUCCUUGCCUUUGGGACGCUCUACCCAGCAUACUCCUCAUACAAGGCUGUCAAAACGAAGAACGUGAAGGAAUAUGUGAAAUGGAUGAUGUACUGGAUAGUGUUUGCGUUGUUCACUACAGCAGAGACAGCCACAGACCUGCUCCUAUCAUGGUUUCCAUUUUACUUUGAGCUUAAGAUUGCCUUUGUGAUCUGGCUCCUGUCCCCAUACACCAAGGGCUCCAGUGUCCUCUAUCGCAAGUUUGUCCACCCAACGCUCUCCAACAAAGAGAAGGAGAUAGAUGAGUACAUAGCGCAGGCCAAAGACAGGAGUUAUGAGACCAUGAUGAGGUUUGGAAAGAGGGGCCUCAACCUGGCUGCUAAUGCUGCUGUUACCGCAGCCACCAAGGGGCAGGGCGUGCUCUCGGACAAGCUGCGGAGUUUCAGCAUGCAGGAUCUGACUCUCAUCAACGCUGACGAUGACCUGGCUCCGUUCACUUCAGACGGAGCCCGCAUGAGACGGGACCCCAUGGACGAGUUGAGCUCAGGGUCUAGCACGCUGCCCCGGGCCAAGAGUAGCACUGCACGGCAGACCCGCUCUUUGGCGGCCACGUCCCUUGUUGACGACGCGUCAUCCCAACACAGCUCAGACCAAUCAGACACAAGGACUGAACACUCUGAUGAAGAUGCAGGAGACAAAGCCCCCAAACGCACUACCAGCGUCAAGGCAACCAAGAAACCUGCUGCUGCUAAGACAGAGACACAAACCAAGACGGUGAAGAAGCCAACCAAGAAAAAGGUCACGACGACUAAUGCAGAGACGCCACCAUGAGGCCGGCUGUCCACAUCCAUCGGCCUACACUCUCUCCACACACAGCCUGCAGGCCUUUCUUCUUCUGUUUGGUUUCCACACAAACAUACACACUGUAUAUAUCAAGCACUGAAACUGUGUCACUCUUGCUGUUUUUUUAGAGGAAAUGGCAGGUUUUGUUUUUUAGCAGCGCGUGGGCAGCCUUAUGUUGGGUUGGUUCUUUUACAGUGACUGGGUUGAUCCAUAUUUUGCCUCUUUUACUUGCUGUGGGUUCAUCCCAGAUUUAACAGUCAGGGAUGUUUCUUAGAUAUUUUUUUGUCUGAUACAUCUAUAAAUGCUCAUUCUUCCUUUUAAUCCCGAGACAUAUAUGUAGGUCCCUAGUAGGUGAGAACGAAAGCUGGUCAUGUUGCAGGUUUCCAGUCUCAUUGAUUCACAUGACAGUCUCAAUUUAGGCUGUUUUCACUCCUAAUUCUCUAGAUUCAGGUCCCUUAUGUGUCCUCCGGCCCACUCCUGCAUGGUUCCAAUUAAAACAUUUAAAUUUCAUCAUCUCCGUGCGUGCAGGCUACAAGUCUGGGUCCUCAUCUGGACCUGACCCUGAUGGUAGAAAUCCUCAGAUGCUGUCUCCAGAUCACGGACAACAUCACCAAAACAGUUGUCUUUAAGUUUAUUGUGCCUGAAAGUUUUUUUCCUUCUUUUUAAUGAGUAAGAAGGUGGUUGUAAGUUUCAACCAUUGGCCAAUUGUUGUAGACAUCCUCAUGACUCUUUCAGACAUAAUAGUUCCCACUUUGACGACAGCUCCGCUCAAAAUAUCACCACCAUGGCUUAUGCAAACACUUGUUUAACAGGAUGACUUGUGAUCAAACCUGUUUUGGUUCUUUAUUUUAUCUUAAUUUUAAACCCUUUAACUGCAUCUUAGGCCUCAUGCUCUUGGAAGAGUUUAGCUUCCCCCUCAUUAGGUCUGUAUUCCUCUGAUUGAGUCGGACUCUGCUAAGUUCAGGUCUCAUUUACAGCAAUUUUCUUCCUGACUGCUUUAAUGUGACUUUCCUGUCAUUUACAGUACUGGUGAUGGGAAUGGUUUGUUUAGUGUUGGCUGAGUUAACCUUCAUCUAGACUUCACUCUCUUAUUUAUUACACUUCUGUUUUAUCAAGGUCUUUUGGUCAUGUGAUGAGUAGUAAGUAUGAUCGGUUCUGCAUAUCAGGGCCUCUUAAGGUAACACUGUAACUGCCCUAAUAAAUACAGUAGUCAUAGAAGAGUUGCCUUGGUUUUUGAGGUAACACAUCUGCUUUCCCCACAGUAGUGAAGUCUGUAUAUUGUUUGUGUUGAACAGUAGAAGGUCACGGAGAAGCUCUUCACUCUCUCACCCCUUUUAACCUGCUGUGUGGUAACACUCUGUCUCUUUGUCAUAUUUUAAAAAAUCUCAGAAGCAGGGAUAUAGUAAAGCAAAAUGGAACUAAUUAAACCAAAACUAGCAUCAGGAGACUGAGGAAUUAUUUUUCUUAUCCCUGUGCUGUUGUUCCAGAUGUGGAGGAAGUGUCAGACCAGGCUCCGGGUGUUCCUAAAGAAACUGGACUUUUGUUUUGGGAAUGGUUCUUUUGGUUGCCAUCCACUGCAUUUGGGCGUAGUUUCUGCUCCGUCCUUUAAUGAGCAAUUUAAAAAGCAUUAGACGACUUCUGCACACGUUACUGCUGUCUGUAGUGUGACACCUGUUUGAACCAGUAGAGGGAGACAAACACCACCUCAACCCUUGGCAGAGUUACUAAACAAAAUGUACACACAGUGUAAAUAACCUUGACUGUAUAAUAAGUAUGAGCUUGCUUGCCUUAUCCAUUCUCUGGGUUUGAAUCCAUUGACUUUAUUAAUCAUUUGUGUGCUUUAAAAAAAUCUUUGUUGUGGCAAUUUUUAUGUUCUUUAACUGGAAGAAGCUCAGACAAAAAGUGAUUUAUGUAUUUUUUAAAUGUUUUCUUUUUUUCUUUUUCUGUCUUUCCACAUUCAUUUUAACUCACCUCCAUCACAAAGUAAGGAACGUCUAAACUGAUGUUUGUAUAUUCAGAUCCUGCCAUGUGCUCUACUCAGACUGGCUAUCAAGUAUUUUUUUGGGGGCCAAAAAUUGAAAA
Messenger RNA from Anoplopoma fimbria (sablefish), 3100 nucleotides. RefSeq names its product receptor accessory protein 2 (gene reep2). The record is from RefSeq and is a predicted model, not a curated record. Gene Ontology annotation, molecular function: taste receptor binding; microtubule binding. Gene Ontology annotation, biological process: endoplasmic reticulum tubular network organization. Lineage: Eukaryota; Metazoa; Chordata; Actinopteri; Perciformes; Anoplopomatidae. The transcript is spliced from 8 exons. Gene Ontology annotation, cellular component: endoplasmic reticulum membrane; cytoplasmic microtubule; endoplasmic reticulum tubular network. The coding region runs from base 167 to 1006 and encodes 279 amino acids.